AUGGUGUCACUAGACCCCUCGCGGCGGCCGACGGGCCUCAACCCCAAGCCCGACCCCUCCCGCCCGCCCGCCGCAGCCGCGGAGGCGCUGGCGCACCCCUACUUUUCCAAUGCCCCGCCGCCCACGCCGCGCGCCCAGCUGCCCAAGCCGCCGCUGCGCGAGGACAACCCCCUGCAGGGUCCGCAGGGGCUCAAGCCCGCGGUCAAGGCGGCCACGCGGCAGGGCGAGCCCGACGCCUCGGCGCGGCCCGCAAAGCAGCGGCGGAUCGACGCCGCCGGCGCGGCGUCCCCGGCGUCUUAG
Molecule: messenger RNA, 300 nt
Organism: Monoraphidium neglectum
Lineage: Eukaryota; Viridiplantae; Chlorophyta; Chlorophyceae; Sphaeropleales; Selenastraceae
Exons: 3
Coding region: 1-300 (99 amino acids)
Source: RefSeq, a predicted model, not a curated record